AUGAUAUCAAAUUAUAUAAUUCACAUCGGGAAUGAUAUUAUAAACAAGAGAAUAAGGAUUAAAGAACUGCUGAACAAGUAUGAAAGGAAAAUAUUAGAAAAAAAUGUGAACGCCUUUUUCUAUAUACUAAUAAAUUUAAUAUUUAAUUUGCCCAUUGAGAGAUUUCGAUUAGUUAUUAACAGAAAAUAUAUAUUUUUAAAAAAAAAAAAAAAAUAUGAUAUUAUUUUUAAUAUAACGAAGAAAUUGCUAAUACUUAAUAAUAUAGAUAUAAAAAAAGAGUUGAACAAUUAUAUAGAGAAUAAAAAGUAUUGUAUUGACACCAAUCAUGAAAUAAAUGAAGCUUUAUCAUCAUGUGCGUGCUCCUUUUUUUACAACGAAAUGAAUUUAAAAAGAUGUGCCAAUCCCACAAGUACUACACUGAUAGAUAAUAUAUACAAAAAGGAAAAUAAUGGUAAUAGAAAACAUAAUUUAUUAAUUAAUGAAAAGAAAGAUAUGUCCCCUUAUAACAUGUUGUCAAAUAUUAUUAUAAAUAAUCCGGACAAAUUAUAUGAUAAUAAAAAAUUAUUUUAUGAAAAUUAUAUAUUUGAAAAUGCUAAAGGCUCUUCUUCAUCCUCUUCUUCGUCCAAUUAUUUAAAUUAUUGUGAGAAUAUAAAAAAUGAUUUUAAUAUUAAAGAAAAGAAAAAACAUUUUUUCUCCUUCAAUUCCUUUUAUUUUAAAGAAAUAAAAAAUAAAAUUAAUGAAAUUAAAUUAAAAUCAAAUGAUGAGUAUUACAAAAAUAUAAGUAUAUCAUGUGAAAAUAAGAUAGACACGACAAGUAGAACAAUAAAUAUGUGUAAUACGUGUAAUGCCUGUAAUGCACGUAACGCCUGUGAUAAAAAAAAUAUUAUACUCAUAAAUCAAAAAGAAAACAAGUCUUCAAAUAUUAACAUUUUUGAUGAAUUUCUUGAUAUCUAUUUACUAUUUCGUUUAAGAGGGGGAAAGGGAGGUUUUGGUGCCAAUUUAAGAAAUAAAAAAAAAAAAAAAAAAAAUUAUCUAGAUGAUGCUUCAAGAAAUUUAAAGGGAAAUAGAAUAUUAUUAGACAAUAUAAUCGAAACUACCGAAAAUCUUAUAAAAAAAAAAAAACAAGAACAAAAAUUAAUUGACAAACUGAACAAUAAUAGUUCACUUCUUAUUAGUAAUAAUUCGUCUUAUGAUAACAACGAUGAAAAAUGUUUAAGUAACUACAUUUUUAAGGAUGAAUCAAGAGAGGAGGAGAUUUCCCCAAAUUAUCUGAUAAUAAAUAAUAGACAAACGAACAUCUUACGUGAUAUUGUUGCAAAUGGGAUUAACCAGGAAAAAAACAUGAAAAAAAUUAAAACAAAGAAGGAUAUUGAAAAAAAUGCAAAAAAGGAAAAAAAGGCAAAAAACGUCAACCUGAAGGCGAUUGAAGAUAUGUAUGGUCAACUGUAA
Molecule: messenger RNA, 1449 nt
Organism: Plasmodium malariae
Lineage: Eukaryota; Apicomplexa; Aconoidasida; Haemosporida; Plasmodiidae
Product: conserved Plasmodium protein, unknown function
Exons: 2
Coding region: 1-1449 (482 amino acids)
Source: RefSeq, a predicted model, not a curated record